Metarhizium album ARSEF 1941 is the source of this 1551-nucleotide messenger RNA. Its product is annotated as arrestin (or S-antigen). Bases 1 to 1551 code for a protein of 516 amino acids. The transcript has a single exon. The record is from RefSeq and is a predicted model, not a curated record. NCBI's taxonomy places the organism in Eukaryota, Fungi, Ascomycota, Sordariomycetes, Hypocreales, Clavicipitaceae.
AUGCCCCACCUCGUUGCCAACUUCCUGCGCACUUCGUCCGGCAACAUUUCGCACAUCAAAAAGUCGGCCAUCUCGCGGUCCCGAACCACAUCGCGCAACAACUCGCGCAACAACUCCUUCAGCGCGAGCCCCUACGCCUCCGACUCCGAGGACCAUGCGUGUGCGUCGCACUCGGUCAAGAUGCCCGACCUGGCAGACGCCAUGAAGAAGCACCGCCUGUCGCUGCACUUUGGCCGCUCCUCGAACGCGCCCUCGUCCUCCUCCUCCCCCUCCUCCUCCUCGCCGCACGCCCCCGUCGCCAUGGACUGGAGCAUCGAGAGCCCGCCCAUUGUGUUUUACGGCUCGCCUGCCGAGAGCACCGGCGCCCUCGUCUCGGGCCUCCUGUACAUCGACGUCAACGAGGACGCCGUCGAGGUGGACAGCUUCACCGCCAGCCUCAGCAUCCACGCCACCCAGAAGAAGCCCUUCCAGAGCCACUGUCCCGACUGCCACACAAAGGUGACGGACCUCCGGAGUUGGCAGUUCCUGGCCCAUCCCACCUCGCUCCGCAGGGGCAGGCACCAGUUCCCCUUUUCGACCCUGCUCGACGGCAGCCUGCCCGCGUCCAUGGACUCGCCCCUCGUCUCCUUCUCGUACCAGUUCAAGGCCGAGGCCGUGGCCGUCCGCGCACCGUCACCCGCGCCGGCAGCCUCGGCCUCGGCGGCGUCGUCGACGUCCGCGUCCCGCCUGCCCGUCCGGUUCGAGCGCACCCUGCGCGUCAAGCGCUCGCUGCCGGAGCCGCUGUACCCUCACCACUCGGUGCGCGUCUUUCCCCCGACAAACAUCAAGGCCUCGGCGCACUACACGGCCGUCAUCCACCCCUCGGGCUCCAACUCGGUCACCCUCAAGCUCGACGGCCUCAUGACGCACAACGAAAAGGUCAAGACGGUCGACCUGUGGAAGCUGAAGAAAGUCACCUGGAAGCUGGAGGAGACCAUCAAGACCACCGCCAGCCCCUGCGACAGGCACGCCCCCGCCUCUUCCGCCGACGACCCCAGCGACCCCGGCAGGGCCGGCCUGGUCCGCACCGAAACCCGCCUCCUCGGCGAGAAGCAGCUCCACGAUGGCUGGAAGUCGGACUACUCGGGCAACGACGGUACCGUCGACCUCGAGUUCGACUACACCGUCAACCAGCUGCGCGCGCACGGCAAGGAGCCCCGCUACGCCUGCGACCUCCGCGCCCACGACGGCACCGACGUCUCCCACGCCCUGCACAUCGAGCUGAUUGUUUCCAAGGAGUUUGCGCCCGAGGGCAAGACGCAUCUCGCCACCCAGACGGGCACCGGCAGGAUCCUGCGCAUGCACUUUGCCGUCAACCUCACCGAGUACCCGGGGCUCGGCGUCUCGUGGGACAACGAGGCGCCCCCCGUCUACCAGGAUGUGCCGCCCAGCCCGCCGGGCUACCCUGCGGAGCCGCCCAUCGAGUACGAUGACCUGGAGGAGCUGGACGCUCUGAGGGCGGUCUCUGCGCCGGGGUCGAGGAGACAUAGCGAGUCUGGGCGGUCGACGUAG